Telopea speciosissima is the source of this 770-nucleotide messenger RNA. Its product is annotated as pectinesterase inhibitor 7-like. Bases 1 to 663 code for a protein of 220 amino acids. Lineage: Eukaryota; Viridiplantae; Streptophyta; Magnoliopsida; Proteales; Proteaceae. The transcript has a single exon. The record is from RefSeq and is a predicted model, not a curated record. Gene Ontology annotation, molecular function: enzyme inhibitor activity. Gene Ontology annotation, biological process: negative regulation of catalytic activity.
AUGGCAGCGGCAAGGACAACCCAAACGAGCCCUUUCCUUCUCUCACUCGUCUCUAUAUCUCUUCUCCUUCUACAGGCUAUCUCAGUCGUCGAUUGUAACAAAGACCAAGACAGCAAUGAUGCCACCGAUUUCAUCCGUACCAACUGCAACGCAACCUUGUACCCAGACGUUUGCUACUCCAGCCUUUCUCGCUACGCCAACACUAUCCAGCAAAGCCCAGCAAAGCUCGCGCGCGUGGCUGUAGCCGUGAGUUUAUCUAGGGCUCGUCGCAUUGCCGCUUACAUUACGAACCUUUCUCGGCAACCCAAUUCAGCGGCGUUCGAUACGGAAACCGCCGCGGUUCUGAAGGACUGUUCGAGCACCUUCGGUGACGCAAUUGAUCAGAUGCGACGCUCCAACACUGAAAUGAUCCACCUUGACCUCACCUCCCAUUCCCAAGAGUCUUUGCGGUUUCAGAUGAGCAACGUGCAGACGUGGAUGAGUGCCGCACUUACAAAUGAGGACACGUGUACGGAUGAGUUCGGAGAUCUACCUGAUGAGUCUGUGAAAUCGGAUGUUUGUGAACGGGUGGUGUAUGGCCGGAAGUUGACGAGCAAUGCUCUCGCUAUGGUCAAUAGGUUUGUUGCAGCGACUGAAGCUGACGCCCCUGCUACUACACCUUGAUGCGUAAAUUCUGACCGUUUGAUUCUACAAUAUUGUUUGUAUUUAACCAGAAAGAAGGUUUGUUUUGGUAUUGUAAAGAAUUUUAGAUUACUUGUGUAGUGAUUGAA